Molecule: messenger RNA, 1302 nt
Organism: Pseudogymnoascus verrucosus
Lineage: Eukaryota; Fungi; Ascomycota; Leotiomycetes; Thelebolales; Thelebolaceae
Exons: 5
Coding region: 21-1181 (386 amino acids)
Source: RefSeq, a predicted model, not a curated record
CGUCGCGUACGGCUCUCUUGAUGGCUUCAACCGCCCCAGUCCUUGCGCCAGGGCAGUCGCCGCCGCUGACGGUGAUAUCGCCCACCAACCAAGGCGGGGUAAUCUUGAUUAUCACUGCCUUGGGCAUGGUGUUUGCUCUCGUAUCUAUUCUAAUUCGAUUGUAUAUCCGGCUCCAAAUUCGCCAUGCUUAUGAGCGCGACGACACCGCCAUUGCGGCUGCUAUGGUAUUUUCGAUAAUACAAUCAAGUCUUGUUUUUGUGGAAGUUUCCAAAGGUUAUGGCAAAACCAUAGGAAAUAUCUCGGCGAGCGGCAUCAUAGAGUUACAGAAGGCGUCAUACGCAAGCGAUCUUCUUUAUAUUAUCACCCUCUGGUUCACAAAAUUCUCUGUGGCUCUUUUGUUAUUUAGACUUUCAUCAGACAAGCGCCAUAAUUGGAUGUCGAGAGCGAUCUUGCUCGCCGCUGCCAUACUUGGUGCCAUAUCUAUAUUCAUCGUUGCCCUCCGCUGUGAUGUUUCGCGCCCCUGGGUUUUCAUCAACGAGCAUUGCUCUGACUUGUUGGUCCGCUGGCAAGUGGUGCUUGCGUUUGACAUCAUUACGGAAUUAUCCCUCGUAGGAAACUCUAUUUAUUUGGUUCAAGAUCUCCAAGUGCCGCUCGGAAAGAAGAUUGUCGUCGUCCUCGCUUUUGCGCUGCGACUCCCAAUACUUGCCCCCGCAGCACUCAGGCUAUACUAUCUCAACAUCGAAUUCUCCUCGUCCGACCCAACUCUUACUGGCGUCCUCGCAUCAGUCUGCGCCCAGAUCGAAACAAGCUAUGCCAUCAUCUCUGCCACGAUCCCUUGUCUGCGGCCAUUCAUGUCAUCUCUCAACACACACUAUGGCGCGCCUGCAAAGCCGAAGUCCUCGACCGGGACAGGCUCAGGAGGUAGCAACCCACGCACACCGCUGGAAUCGUUGACAAAAGCUGGACGAUCUCUCGGAACAAAAAAGGGAGAGGCGCGUGGAGAGAUGUGGGAUAAGCCGGGGAACCUCACAUGCGUUACGCGGGGAGAGAAGAAUAGUAUUGACAGUCAUGAUAGUAAGCAGAUGAUUAUUACGAAGGAUACGGAGUGGGUAGUGGAGUUUGAGAGACAGAGUGGGAUGCAGACCCCGCGGACGGCAGAUCGGCCUGUGUCCGAUGCCUGAAAUUAGGCAAUGUUGUGCUGUGUUGUUUAAUUUAUAAAAACCUACUAUUGAUUAGGGGUCGGCGUAUGGAAUGUAUUAGCGCAGCGUUAUUAUAAACAGAGAUUUAUAGAGGAAGAGGGCG